Messenger RNA from Orycteropus afer afer, 1554 nucleotides. It is a transcript of the gene SARS2, whose product is annotated as seryl-tRNA synthetase 2, mitochondrial. Gene Ontology annotation, biological process: mitochondrial seryl-tRNA aminoacylation. The record is from RefSeq and is a predicted model, not a curated record. Gene Ontology annotation, molecular function: ATP binding; tRNA binding; serine-tRNA ligase activity. Lineage: Eukaryota; Metazoa; Chordata; Mammalia; Tubulidentata; Orycteropodidae. Gene Ontology annotation, cellular component: mitochondrion. The transcript is spliced from 16 exons. The coding region runs from base 1 to 1554 and encodes 517 amino acids.
AUGGCUGCGUCCAUGGCACGGCGCUUAUGGCCUUUGAGGGCUAGUCGGGGACUCUGGUCCUGGGGAGGCUGCACCUGCAACCAAAGCUCAAGGAGAAAUUUCGCUACGGAGAAGCAGAACCGGAACCUCCUGUACGAGCACGCUCGCGAGGGCUACAGCGCGCUCCCUCAGUUGGACAUGGAGCAGCUAUGCGCAUGCCCGGAGGAGGCCGCACGCGCCCUGGAGCUCCGCAAGGGGGAGCUGCGGCCUGCUGACCUGCACGCGAUCAUAUCGACCUGGCAGGAGCUGAGGCAGCUGCGGGAGCAGAUCCGGGGCCUGGAGGAGGAGAAAAGAGCUGUGACGGAGGCGGUGCGGGCCCUGCUGGACAACCAAGACAAGAAUCAAAUCCAGCAGGACGCUCGGUAUCAGAGUCUACGGGCACGUGGCCGGGAGAUUCGGAAGCGGCUUGUCCCCUUAUACCCCAAGGAGGCCCAGCUCGAGGAACAGUUCUACCUGCGGGCGCUGAGGCUACCCAACCAGACCCACCCUGAUGUGCCUGUUGGAGAUGAGAGCCAGGCCCGAGUGCUCCAUAUCGUUGGAGACAAGCCAGCUUUCUCCUUCCAACCCCGGGGUCACCUGGAAAUCGGCGAAAAGCUGGACAUCAUCCGUCAGAAGCGCCUGUCCCACGUGUCCGGCCACCGCUCUUAUUACCUGCGUGGGGCUGGGGCCCUUCUGCAGCAUGGUCUGGUUAACUUCACACUCACCAAACUCGUCCACCGGGGCUUCACCCCCAUGACUGUCCCAGACCUUCUUCGAGGAGCUGUGUUUGAAGGCUGUGGGAUGACACCGAAUGCCAACCCAUCACAGAUUUACAACAUCGACCCCUCCCGCUUUGAAGACCUCAGUCUGGCUGGAACAGCAGAGGUGGGGCUUGCAGGCUACUUCAUGGACCACACCGUGGCCUUUCGCGAUCUGCCAGUCAGGAUGGUUUGUUCUAGCACCUGCUACCGGGCAGAGACAGACACCGGGAAGGAGCCCCGGGGGCUGUAUCGAGUGCACCACUUCACCAAGGUGGAGAUGUUUGGGGUGACAGGCCCAGGGCUAGCACAGAGCUCGCAGCUGCUGGAGGAAUUCCUGUCCCUUCAGAUGGAGAUACUGACGGAGCUGGGCUUGCACUUCCGGGUCCUGGACAUGCCCACCCAGGAGCUGGGUCUUCCUGCCUACCGGAAGUUCGACAUUGAGGCCUGGAUGCCAGGCCGUGGCCGCUUCGGAGAGGUCACCAGCGCAUCCAACUGCACGGACUUCCAGAGCCGCCGCCUGCACAUCAUGUUCCAGCCAGAGGGGUCGGGGGAGCCACAGUUCGGCCACACGGUAAAUGCCACGGCUUGUGCUGUUCCCCGUCUCCUCAUCGCCCUCCUGGAAAGUUACCAGCAAAAGGACGGCUCGGUCCUGGUGCCCCCCGCCCUCCAGCCCUACCUCGGCACAGAUCGCAUCACAGCCCCUGCCCAUGUGCCCCUCCGGUACAUCGGCCCCAACCAGCCCCGGACACCCAGCUCCCAGACCAGCCUGUCUUGA